CCGGGCUCCGGGCCCAGUUUAGUAAAGGCCCAAUCCGGUUUGCGCUCGAAAGCCUCCGUCGAAGAGAGCGGCGGUGGCAGUUCCCCAAACCCUAAUUUCGCUCUAGUUCUCCAAUCUCUUUCGGAAUUCGGAAUCCUCAUCCAACUCUAAUCUCCUCCUCUCUGCUCUCAUCUUUAUCGAAUCUUUCUCCUCAAAUCCUUCAUCUUUUUCUCUGCAAACCCUUCAUCCAUGGCGGACUCUGGCGAGGUCUGCAACUUCUUCCGAAAGCCCACCAAGAACAAGAACAUCCGCAAGCGUAAAGCCGCCGGAUCCAGUGACGACGACGAUGAAGAAGGCUCCCAACCCUCCUCCUCCAUCGCCCAGAGAUCCAAGAAGCCCGUCAUCGCCGACAACAAGCUCCACUUCUCCACCGCCCGCUCCUCCUCCAAGCCCUCGGGCGACGGCACCGGAGACGAUGACGACGACGGCCACAAAGCCGCAGGAGGGCGAGCCAGCGCCCUCUUCCACUUCGAGUCCUCCAAAGAGAUCCAGGUCCAGCACGACAGCGGCGCCACGGCGACCCUGGAGACCGAGACCGAAUUCUCCAAGGACGCCCGGGCGAUCCGGGAGCGGGUCCUGAAGCAGGCCGAGGAGGCGCUCAAGGGGAAGUCCAAGGGCCACGACAAGCUCUACCGCGGCCUCCAUGGCUACACCGACUACAAGGCUGGGCUCCGGAGGGAGCAGACGGUGGCCGGGGAAAAGGCCGGCGGCGCCCACGGUCCUCUCCGGGCCUCCUCCAACAUCCGGCUGUCGGCGAGGUUCGACUACCAGCCGGAUAUCUGCAAGGAUUACAAGGAGACGGGCUACUGCGGGUAUGGGGAUGCCUGCAAGUUUUUGCACGAUAGGGGGGACUACAAGUCCGGGUGGCAGCUGGAGAAGGAGUGGGAGGUUGUGGAGAAGGCGAGGAAGAGGGGGUUGGCUUUAGGGGGUGGGGAGCCGGAUGGGGAUGGUGGUGAUGAUGAGGAUGAUGACGAUGACGAUUCAUUGCCCUUUGCCUGCUUUAUAUGCAGACAGCCGUUCGUGGAUCCGGUGGUGACAAGGUGCAAGCACUACUUCUGCGAGCAUUGUGCUCUAAAGCAUCAUUCAAAUAACAAGAAGUGCUUUGUGUGCAACAAACCAACAUUUGGCAUAUUCAACGCAGCUCAAGAGAUCCGGAAGAAGAUGGCACAAGAAAAAUAGUGAGUUCGGAUACUUGAAGAGUUCUACUUCUUUAACAGAUUAUCGGUACCUGUUCUUUUUUCUAACUUUUGUAACUUCGGUAAUAUUUUUUAUUUUUCUUUGUACGCUUGGCGGAGUGGAAGAGUUAUGACCUACACUAGAUGCUAAGUAGUUUUAUAAAACUUCUCUUUCGUAAAAUGGUCGAGGGCAACUAGUUCGUCAAUGUUUAACUAUUGGGCAUGCCAAACAUAUGCAUAUAAAUGCCGCUGAAUUAUAGCUUGGACUAAAUCAAUGUUGAGGUUUAGUAAUUGCUUAAUAUUGUCAAUUUAUUAUUUA
Molecule: messenger RNA, 1533 nt
Organism: Phoenix dactylifera (date palm)
Lineage: Eukaryota; Viridiplantae; Streptophyta; Magnoliopsida; Arecales; Arecaceae
Product: Zinc finger (CCCH-type/C3HC4-type RING finger) family protein
Biological process (GO): snoRNA splicing
Cellular component (GO): U2-type spliceosomal complex
Molecular function (GO): metal ion binding
Source: RefSeq, a predicted model, not a curated record